UCUCUCUAAAAGCUCAGAGAGCUCUGAGAGGACUCCUGAUAACAGGCCUAGGUGAAUGGUGCUCGGGAGAAGAUCUGAGAUGCAGUGUAGUGCUAUCAAGAAAUCCAGAAUUUUAGAUAUGAAUCUUGACAAAGAAGCUACUGUUGAUCAAGAAAAUCUCAGGAGCACUAAAAUUUUGAUCAACAUAGGCAAACUCGGUGAUAGAAGAUUAGCCACAGACCAGAAGAUUCAGAAGAAGCAAGGGACUGCUCUAAAAGCUUCAAAUAAUUCUAAUAAAAAUGUGGUUUACUUCAAUAAAAGGAAUGGAAAGAAUUCAUCUUUUUCAGGUCUCAUGAGUCCAGCUAAAUCAAGGAACCUCUGUCAGAUUUUGGCAUCAAAGAGCUUAGGACAUUCAACUAUGCCUAGUAUUAGUAAGUUCAUUAUAAUUUUGGCUAUUUACAAUAUUCUUGCUUUUCUGAUUGAGGUCUUAAUAACUAAAAUCUAG
Messenger RNA from Moneuplotes crassus, 484 nucleotides. NCBI's taxonomy places the organism in Eukaryota, Ciliophora, Spirotrichea, Euplotida, Euplotidae. The record is from the annotation of a GenBank genome assembly.